AUGGAUGCGAAGGCCUACCUCAUGAGCCAGGGUUGGUCCGGGCCCGGUAAUCCACUACAGUCUUCGCGCCAUCCCGGCAGUCCCCAUGCUGGCCUGGGUCUUACUAAACCUAUCCUCGUUGCCCGAAAGAAGAAUACCCACGGUAUCGGAAAGAAGACAACACAUGACCAUACCAACCAAUGGUGGUUGAGAGGGUUUGAAGAGGCGCUCAAGGGGGUAGGCGACGAUGGGAGUGCGACACCCACGACAAGUGCGAGCGAAGAAAAUCGUUCUGGCAUGAGGAGUGAACUGUACAGGUUUUUCGUGAGGGGGGAGGGACUAAAGGGUACGAUUGGGACGAGGGUCGACGGAGGGCGUAUUAUCAAUUCCACUAGUGAUCAUGGCAUCAAAAGAAAGCGGGACGAGGUCGGAGGGUUAGAAAAUGUCGAGGAUGAGGACGUUAAGAAGAAAAAGAGGAAGAGAAAGGAGACACUGGCCGAUGAUGAGUCCGCAAACAUCAAAAAUAUCAACAAGGCGAAGCGGAAUAAGAAGUCGAAAUCCAAGGACAAAUCGCAGGAUGUCUCGAAUCCAGCCGACGAAGUAGAAUCCUCAGGAAGCAAGUCGAAGAAGAAGAAACGGGAAAAAAGCCGGAAAGAAGAUCAGUCUGCUGAAGCAUCACCGACCUCUGGUACUACCGAUGCGGAAGAUAGUGUCAGUAACGGCCAAUUAUCGGAGAAAGAUGCGCGGAAAAAACGAAAGGAGCUGAAAAAGCCCAAGAAGGAAUCCAAGCGUCAAUCAGAGGACAACAGGGAGUCAAAGAGCCGGAAAAAGAGGAGGAAAAUGGAAGCAGACGACAAAUGA
Coccidioides immitis RS is the source of this 840-nucleotide messenger RNA. Its product is annotated as nucleolar protein TMA23. Lineage: Eukaryota; Fungi; Ascomycota; Eurotiomycetes; Onygenales; Onygenaceae. The record is from RefSeq and is a predicted model, not a curated record. The coding region runs from base 1 to 840 and encodes 279 amino acids. The transcript has a single exon.